This is a messenger RNA of Musca domestica (house fly), 1643 nucleotides long. RefSeq names its product trypsin-1-like. Gene Ontology annotation, biological process: proteolysis. Bases 289 to 1488 code for a protein of 399 amino acids. The record is from RefSeq and is a predicted model, not a curated record. Gene Ontology annotation, molecular function: serine-type endopeptidase activity. The transcript has 2 exons. Lineage: Eukaryota; Metazoa; Arthropoda; Insecta; Diptera; Muscidae.
CACUUUGUGGUACAACAAGUUGUCAGCUUUGUCAACGCUUGGCAUCGCUGCUGCGUCUCACCGGCCAAGAGAGUGCGCUGUAAUUAAAGUGAAAGAAGCGCACAACAGCGUCGAGCGCAGCUUAAAGAAAUCACGGCUCCCUGUUGAAUACGAAAUGAAAAAUAUGCACAGUCGGUUUUUAAGCGUCAAACGUAACAAACGGUUUCGUAGAAAUAGAAAUAGUUCAGUCGCCAAAAAGGUUAGCUUGUGAAAUACAUUUGAAUAUCGUUCGGCUAAACGGUGAACAGAAUGUUAAUAAAUUUGAAAUUGUUAACAUUUGUUGGGGCAGUGCUGCUCAUCUGUGGACCCAUGCCGCUGCAUGGAGCACGACGCAAGACCACUCCCAUCAAUGAGGAACAAGAACAAACUCUCAAACAGUCGCAGAGUACCUUUGUCGAAUGGGUACUGUCGUUGGUGCCUCAGAGGCCUAGCUUGGACCCAUUAACAGGAUUUCUGGGAAUAGCAACAACAACUACAACCACUGCAGCUCCACACAGAACAACAGCAGCUGCUGAAGUUACCAGCACCACCACCGAGAGAGUGACAACUGCUGCACCAUCACCUUCAACGACUGUCAGCACUUCGACAACAACAACUACUACUGCAGCACCCCCAUCUACCACCCCCACACCUCCGCCAGUACUCAAUCCACCACGCAAUUGCUCGGACUGUGUCUGUGGCAUUGCCAACACUCAGAAACGUAUUGUGGGUGGUCAAGAAACCGAGGUCCAUCAAUAUCCCUGGAUGGCCCAGCUUCUCUAUGGCGGACGUUUCUAUUGUGCUGGCUCCUUGAUUAAUGAUCAGUUUUUGGUCACUGCCUCCCACUGCGUCUAUGGUUUUCGCAAGGAACGUAUUAGUGUUCGUCUGUUGGAGCAUGAUCGUAAUGCAUCACAUUUCCAGAAAAUCGAUCGUAAGGUUGAAGAGAUCACCACCCAUCCAAAGUAUAAUGCUCGAACCUAUGACAAUGAUAUUGCCAUCAUUAAAUUGAAUGAACCUGUGGAGAUGACUGAUUUGUUGCAUCCCGUCUGUAUGCCUACCCCGGGAAAAUCGUUUAAGGGUGAAACGGGCACUGUGACCGGUUGGGGUGCCCUGAAAGUGGGUGGAUUUACUUCGAACACGUUGCAGGAAGUAAAAGUUCCCAUAAUGUCACAAGAUGAAUGUCGCAAAACACGCUAUGGCGCAUCACGUAUCACCGAUAAUAUGCUCUGUGCUGGCUAUCCUGAUGGCAUGAAGGACAGCUGCCAGGGGGAUAGUGGUGGACCAUUGCACAUUGUGGCCACUGGGACCAGGGAACACCAAUUGGCCGGUGUUGUGUCCUGGGGCGAGGGAUGUGCUAAGCCAGGCUACCCUGGUGUCUAUGCUCGUGUCAAUCGUUACGGCACCUGGAUAAAGACCCUAACCAAAAAUGCCUGUCUUUGUCACUCGGAGACGAAGAAAAUCAAAAAGUAAAGCCAGCCAUGAGAAGAUAAACGGAUUUAUUUUUUAUUUAUAAAAUUAACCUAUUUGUAUUUUAUUUAUUGCUAUUUAUUAUUAUUAUUAAUUAAGUUGAAAAUGAAAUAAACACUUAUCUGCUAGUGCCAACAUUUAUCUGUGCCAGAGAGCAA